AUGUCAACUGAAUCAGAAUCGGAAUUUGCAAAAUCUGAAGAAGCAGGUGAAACAACUGGACGCAAUAAAGAAUCCACAGACUCUGCAACUGAAUCUUCAAAAUCCAUAGAGAAAGAAAGUGAAUCAACCGAAUAUAACGAAGACAUUUCAGAAUCAACUGCAUCAGAAUCUGAUCUUAUAAAGUCUGAAGCAGAAAGUGAGACGAUCGAACAAAAUGAGAAUUUUUUGAAUUCAACUAAAUCAGAGUUCGAUAAAUCUGCAAAAACUGGAGGUGAGACCACUGAACUUCAAGAAAACAUUUCAGAAUUUGAGUCUUCGGAAUUUGAAGAAGCAGAAAGUCGAACAACUGAGCACCAAAAACAUAUUUCAGAACCUAAAUCUACAGAAUAUGAAGAAGAUGAAGGUGAAACAACUGAAAACUAUAGAGAUAUCACAAACUCAACUGAAUCGAAGUUAAAAUUUUCAAAAUUUGAAGAAGCAGAAGGUGAAACAACCGACCACAAUAAAGAAACUUCAGGAUCAGAAACCGGUUCCUUAAAAUCCAUAGAGAAAGAAAGUGAAUCAACUAAAUACAGCGAAGAAAUUUCAGAAUCAACUAGAUCAGAAUCUGAGCUUAUAAACUCUGAAGCAGAAAGUGAGACGAUCGAACAAAAUGAGAAUUUUUCAAAUCCAACUGAAUCAGAGUUCAAUGAGUCUGAAAAAUCUAAAGGUGAGACUACUGAACUCCAAGAACACACUCCAGAAUUUGAGUCUUCGAAAUCUGAAGGAGCAGAAGGUGAAACAAGUGAACAUCAUGAAGAGAUCACAAACUCAUCAGAAUCAGAAUCGGAAUUUUCAAAAUCUGAAGAAGAAGAAGAAGGUGAAACAAUUGAACACAAUAAUGAAACUUCAGAAACAGCAACAGGAUCAUUAAAAUCCAUGAAGAAAGAAACUGAAUCAACCAAAAACAACGAAGAAAUUUCAGAAUCAACUGGAUCAGAAUCUGAAAAGCUUACAAAUUCUGAACCAGAGUUCAAUAAAUCUAAAGAAACUGAAGGUGAGACCACUGAACUUCGACAAGAUAUUUCAGAACUGGAGUAUUCUAAAUCUGAAGAAACAGAAGGUGAAACAAUCGAACACAAUAAAGAAACUUCAGAAACAGCAACGGGAUCAUUAAAAUCCAUAGUGAAAGAAAGUGAAUCAACCAAAUACAACGAGAAAAUUUCAGAAUCAACUAGAUCAGAAUUUGAAAAGCUCACAAAUUCUGAGGCAGAAAGGGAGACGAUCGAACAUGAGAAUUUCUCAAAGUCAACUGAAUCACAGUUCAAUAAACCAGAAGAAAAUGAAGGUGGGACCACUGAGCUUCAAGAAGAUAUUUCAGAAUUUGAGUCUCCGAAAUCUGAAGAAGCAGAAGGUGAAACAAGUGAACAUCAUGAAGAUUCAAUGUUAACUGAAUCACAAUCAGGGUUUCCAGAAUCUAAUGGAUCUAAAGAUAGAACAACUGAGUAUCGAAAAUAUAUUUCAGAACCUAAAACUGUAAAAUCUGAAGGGGAAGCAAAAGGGAAAACAACCGAACACAUUGAAGAAACUUCAGAAUCAGCAACAGGAACUUCCAUAGGGAAAGAAAGUAAAUCAACCAAAUACAACGAAGAAAUUUCAGAAUCAACUGGAUCAGAAUCUGAACUUACAAAUUCUGAAGGAGAAAGUGAGACGAUAGAACAAAAUGAUAAUAUUUCAAUAUCAAUAGGAUCAGAAAUUCCUGAAUCUGCAGAAUCUGCAGGGGAGACCACUGUACAUCAAGGAAAUAUUUCAGAAUUUGAGAAUUCAAAAUCUGAAGAAGCAGAAGGUAAAACGGGUGAACUUCAUGAAGAUACAUCAACUGUAUCAAAUUCACAGUUUUUAAAUUCUCAUGAGGCUGAAAGUGAAACAACUGAGCACCUGGAAUAUAUAUCAGAUUCUAAGUCUUCGAAAUCUGAAGAAGAUGAGAAUGAAACCAUUGACAACCAUGGAGACAUCACCAAAACAACUGAAUCAGAGCUAAAGUUCUCAGAACUCGAAGAAACAGGAAGUAAAAUAACUGAACACAAUGAAGAUAUUUCAGAAACAAUUGGAGCAGCUACGAAAUCGUCGGAGUCUGAAGGAGCAGAAACUAUAAUAACAGAAAACCGUGAGGAAAUUUCAGAAUCGACUGAAUUAGGACCUCAACAUUCAAAUCAUGGAGCAGAAGGUGUUUCAACCGAAUAUAUAAAUAUUUCAACAUCAACUGAAUCAGAAUUGGAAUUCAAUAAAUCUGAGGAAACUGAGAGUGAAACAACCGAACACAAUGGAAAUAUUUCAAAAUCUAACGAAUCAGAAGAAUAUCCUGAAUCUGAAGAAGCUGAAACAGAGAUAACUGAACACCAAAAACAUAUUACAGGAUAUGUGUCAUCGAAAUCGAUAGAAUCUGAAGAAGAAACAGAACAUCAAGAUUAUAUUUCAGGGUCAACUGAUUCAGAAUUGGAGUUUUCUGAAUCUGAGGUUGAAAUAACCGAAAAUCAUGAAGAUAUUAUUACGGAGUUACCUAAAUCAGAAUCCGAGAAUUCGAAAUCUCAUGAAGCUGAAAGGGUAACAACCGAACACCAAGUAUAUAUUUCUGAAUUUGAGGAAGUUGAUGGUGAAACGAAUCAACAUCAGGAUACCAUUAUGGAAUCAACUAAAUCAAAGUCAGAUAUUUCUAAAUCUCAUGAAUCUGAAACAACUCAACAGCAAGAAUAUAAUCCUGAAUUUGAAUAUUCGAAAUCUGAAGCUGUAGGUGAAACAACUGAAUACCAACAAACAAUUUCAGAAUCUGAAACCUCAAAAUAUGAGGAAUCAUCCACCGAAUAUAAUGAAAAAUAUUCAGAAUCAAAUGAAUCUGAUUUGGAUUCUUCGAAAUCCGUAGAGGCAGAAGGUGGAACAACAGAAUACAGUGAAGAAAUUUCAGGUUCCACUGAAAUAGAAAUUGAGCAUUCGAAUCUUCAAGCAGACGGUGAUACAACCGAACUUAUAGAUAAUUCGAAAUCAACUGAAUCUGAGUUGAAAUUUCUUGAAUCCGAAAACGGAACAACUGAUUACCAAGAAAUAGAAGACAUCUCAAAAUCAGAUGAAUCAGAAUCUGAGACUUCGAUAUCUGAAAAUACUGAAAUAUCAGAAAACUCAGAAAUAACCCUGAGAUCUAUUGAUUCUGAAUCAAAAUCUCCAAAAUCUGAUGAAAAUGAGGAUUCAUCCGAAAAUCAUGGAGUAAUUCAUCAAGCAACUGAAUUACAUUUGGAAUCCCUACAAACUGGUGAGGAAAGAGAUAAAACAACAGAAAACCAUAAAAGAAUUCCAGAAAGAGAAUCUGUAAAAAAUGAAAACCCUGUGAUUGAAAGCACACAACCAUUGGAAACGUCACAGUUUGUCACUGUCAAAUUAAAUUUUGAAAAUGUGUCUCAAUCCAAAACCCAUAUGAGUGCAACUCCAGAGACUACAGAAGAAGUGGAUGAAAAUCAACUAUUCAAUUUCCACAAGAAUGAUAAAAAUGAUACUUUAUGUGAAGAAUGUAUGACUGGCAAUCAGUUGUCGACAGAAAAUAAGAUUCAUGCAUCAACAACAGCGAAACAUCAUGAAAAAACACCAUAUACUACAGUAAAACCUCAUUCUCCAACUCAUUUGAGCACAUAUAAAACAAAAUCUACAGUACGCACAUCUCCAAAGGAAGUGAUAUCUACUGAGGAAUGGCCUACGGAAAGAGUUUCAAUUCAUGUGGAAAAAUCGGCAGAGCAAAUUAAUGUUAAAAUAGAACAGACUACAGGAAAAAUUAUACUGAAUUCAGAAAUCACUACAGGAACUUCCACAAGAGAACAAAUUAUAGGGAAAACGAAUACUUCACAGUCAGUUAAAGAAGAAACAGAAGAGACAAAGAAAGUAUCUCACAAAAAAUCUACAACAGAAAAUAUCAAAAAUAUCACCAAAAUAGGUUCCUCUACCCGAGUCACUACUCAGGUUACUGAAGAACAAGGAAAUACAAAGGGUGAAACUACUACAAAAUAUACUACGACACGAGUCAAAGGAGAAGAAGACACUAUACAUGAAACUGCAAAUACACUAGAAGACAUUACUGAAAAAAUUUACGUCACUACUAAUGUUGUCAAAGAAUCAUCUGAAGAGUUGAUGGAAGAAAAAGAAAUUCUAACUGAAAUUGGAGUUGAAGAUGAAAAUUCCAUUAUGAAAACGGCUACAGAACAACAGAACGUCACAGGAGAACAAGAAGUUUCUAGAUUCAAGAAAGUUACCACUCAUGCAGCUGGUUUGGUGACAAAAUUGUAUUCUCCGGAGUACCCAGACACCAACACUAAAAUGAUGGUGGUUAUAGUCAAUAAUUCCGGUAAAAAAAUUGAUAAGAUCAAUGAAACUGCACUGGAAAAGCUCCUCAACAAAACGAGGUCAGAUAUUGAUCUAGAAUACAUCGAUUUUUUCAAUAUUUCCAAAGGUUCCAAAAGCCAUACCAAUGUAUCCGCCGAAGCAGAAUAUACGAAACCGCUGAUUCUCAAAGGUGAUGGUAAACCUUGCAAGCAAAGUGACUUCAGUUCCAACAGAUAUUGCGUUUGUGAUGUCGACUCAUAUUUGUCGAAAGUCGAAUCAACCAUCUCCAAUGAUCAAAAGGUGGACGUUACUCACUAUAACUGCUCUAACCUCAUCAGUUUUCACGAUGGGCUGAUAAUAAGCAAUGGGACACAACGCUUGGAACGUAAAAGACGAAGUCUUUUAUAUCUGAAUAGUCUCGGAAGAAGUUCGAAUUAUAUUGAAAAUGAUGAUAUCGAGAAUGUUCUGGAUGAUGAAUACGAUCUGCAGGUAUCAGAUUCCAAUAUUUACGCGUAUCCUGGAUCAACCAUCAAGAUAUUUUGUCACAACAAAGCUGAUAUGCUCUUGGAAAAUAAAGGCGCAUCUUAUUCUUGGACAUUCAGGAAUGAUUCUACUGCAGAAGGAGAUGCACUUCCAAUGAAUGAGAAUCCUUUGAUAUUGCAAGAAGUCGAUAUUAAAAACGCAGGAAACUAUACUUGUGUCAAAACAGAGGAGACCGGAAACAAGGAAAAACACAACCAUGAACUAGAAUUGAUCACAUUUCCUAUCUACAAAAUUAAAACAAUCCUUUUCUAUGCAUUCAAUGACAGUUGUUCACUUUCUGAUGGUGAUCUUUUAUAUAACUACCUCCCAAAAUUGAUAAGUCCAAUAUUAUGCGGAGGUACUGGAAAGCUUUGCAAAGUAGAUGUGGAAAGACCCCAUUGUUUCACGGAUAUUGACAACAACUUCUUCAAUGUUACUGUAGUAGCUACAAUGAAUGAAAUCAAUCAUAUUUUCCCCACAAUGGAUGAAUCCAGGUGCAAUAACAAUUGCAAACUUAAAACAUACAACAACAUGGUCGGAUUAGUUAACAAAAAUGCUGCUAUUCUGAAAACUCUACCAGUGUUCUCGAAAAUCACUCCAGCUCUAGAUUUUCUCACAAAUAUUACGAUUUCCGAAAGAAAACAUGAACUUGUUAAACGUCCCAAACUUAUUACAGUUUGCAAAGGAGGAUAUGGAGUUGAAAAACUCAAACAGAGAAUAUGUGUUGUUUGUCCCAAACAUACCUUCAGUGGAGAUGACGAAGCUUUCUGCAAAACUUGCCCAGCAGGUCAAUAUCAAAAUCAACCUGGAUCUAAAGCUUGCAUUCCAUGUUCCUCUCCAGUAGAUGAUUCGAUGUGCCUACGUAUGUUGUAUUCCGAUACAAAACUAUUCAAAAUAUAUGUGGGAGCUGCCUUCGGAUUCGUUUUGCUGCUCGUCGUUGUGAUUGUGUUAUGGAAUAGUAAUACAAGCCGCAGUCAAAAAAGGAAUUUCGAAGGUUCUCUCAAACAUAGCGGGAUGCGAAGAAAGAAGAUAACAGAUGCGGAAAAUCCAGCUCUUGAGCCACUGCUGAAGAACUAUGAUGAGAACCGGAAGAAAUUGCCACCUCAAGUACCACCUCCAGAUUUUUAA
Messenger RNA from Phaedon cochleariae (mustard beetle), 5991 nucleotides. NCBI's taxonomy places the organism in Eukaryota, Metazoa, Arthropoda, Insecta, Coleoptera, Chrysomelidae. The record is from the annotation of a GenBank genome assembly.